This is a messenger RNA of Ipomoea nil (Japanese morning glory), 1543 nucleotides long. RefSeq lists its product as uncharacterized. Lineage: Eukaryota; Viridiplantae; Streptophyta; Magnoliopsida; Solanales; Convolvulaceae. Bases 517 to 1494 code for a protein of 325 amino acids. Gene Ontology annotation, molecular function: DNA binding; DNA-binding transcription factor activity. The record is from RefSeq and is a predicted model, not a curated record. The transcript has 6 exons.
AUGACAUUCGAUCCUGUGCCUGUGGUGUGCAGUACAUGCAUAGACUUUUUCCCUCCUCAGUCCUCAACUCAAAUGAAUUCCUUCUUCGCUUCAAAAUUCCUACAUACUACACAUCAUAUCACUAGUCCACCUAGCUCUCUCUCUCUCUCUCUCGCACUCUAUCUUCUGGAGUUGUGCCGGCCGGCGGCGAUCCUGAAGGCUACCCUUCUCCUAUAGUAUUUGGAAGCUAGAUAUAUAGCCAAUAUCCAAUAAUCCUCCUCACCUCACCUCCUAUGAGGUUUGCGUCCUCUGAUCCAUCAUUACGGACUACCACCUAGUAUAGCUUGCAGGCUGGGCGGCAUUUAAACCUCCUGGCUCCUACAUAUAUAUAUAUAUAUUUCCGACGACGCUAAGCGAUUUCACAACAUCGAUUUCAUUCCAUCUUCUCUCUCAUUAGGGCGGUUAGAUCAGAUCAGAUCAGAUAUAGAUCGAAUUUAUUUGUUUGGUGAGUACGUACGUAAACAUCAGAUCAGAUCGAUGGGAAGUUGCGGAAGGAGCAGCGGCGGAAGCGGCAGUGGAGUGAGGCAAUACGUGAGGUCAAAGGUGCCUCGUCUCAGAUGGACUCCUGAUCUCCAUAGCUGCUUUCUUCAUGCCAUUAACGCUCUUGGAGGCCAACACAAGGCUACACCAAAGCUUGUGCUGCAGCUCAUGAAUGUUCCAGACCUCACCAUCUCUCAUGUCAAAAGCCAUCUUCAGAUGUACAGGAGCAUGAAGCCUGAUCUCAGCAACCAAGAAGAGGAUAAAAACAGUGCGGAGGAGAAAACCAAACAACCCUUUGUCGACGUAGUCCGUACUGCUGCAGCAGCCCAUGCCCGCCAUGAUUACCAUCAUUUAUCGUCUUCUUCCCCUUCAUCAUCAUCUUCUCUUGUGUUCCAGCUUAACCCUUGUCCUCUUCCCUCCAAAAGAGGAGGGCGAACAGAGGAGAGUGCGAGUUGGGGUAUGUCGUCGGAGAAGCACAAGGUUGGGAAGGGGCGAGAAAAAAGAAGAAUAAUUUGCGAGGAAGAAUGUUGUUGUUUGUUCUGUGGGCUCAAUAAGAAUCCCCCCACCCCCUCCCCCUACUUUUGCAAUGCUACACAGCCACCAGAAUGUCCCAAUCAUAGCAGCAGCCUCAACGCUUUUUGCAACCUCCCCCCAUUCAUACCCACUCAUCAAGAGCUUGACUUUUUCAAGGUGGUUGAAGGUGGAGGAAAAGAAGAAAAAUGGAAGACAUCAAAGAAGCGCAAACGUGAAAGUGAGGAAGAGAAAGAUGAAGAAGAAGGGUGCAGAUUGUCAUUGUCUCUCUCAAUAUUGCCUCCUCCAUCUACUCAAACAAGUAACAAUAAUGCUUCUUCCACAAGUGAGAUUAGUGAGGCUGCUGCAAUCUCAUCAUGCUCUAACCCUAACCCUAACCCUAAUUUUGGCUUGCUCCUCAAACCUCCCAUCCUCAAUCUUGAUUUGUCUUUAUGCAUCGACUGACUGAAUAUAUAUUAUAUAUAUUCCAUUUCAAACUUAUUAGUUAUUUGUA